AUGCCUUCGCUCGAACAAUCAAGUGUGUCGGACUUGAUCAAGAUGCGGUCUUCCAAGCUCGAGCAAAGGGACACUCGGCAACGCGCACGUGAGCUCAAGCAUCUUGAUGAGCUGAUCAAGGCAGUCGGGUUUCAUGCUGAGCGGCGUGACUGCAAUGCCCGCGUCGCGAUCAACCGUCUUCCUGCUGAAGUGCUCCGGGAGAUAUUCACGACCAGCUGCACCGUCAAGCUAGCUCAAUACAGAUCUCUACACUAUUACUGCAACGAUAUAACGACCAUCUGGAACCCAACUUGGAUCGAAAAGGGCAGAGCAGUCACUCUCAUGCUCGUCUGCUAUCAUUGGAAAGAGAUCGCCUUGGAAAUCCAGGAGCUUUGGAAAGGCGUUGAAUCAUAUUGGGGACAUCAAGACCAUACCUUGCUGGAGAGGUCCGGUCGAGGCCCGCUCAAGGUGCUGAUCCGCGGCGAUCUGGAACCCUCUUGUGCUGUUGCGCAUGUUCUCCAUAAUGUAGAGCAUUCAUCCCGAAUCCAAGAAUUGUACUGGAUAUUGGGCUCAGCACAUAAGGAUCUUCGAAUGCCAGCACCCUCACUGAGGUCUCUUGCGUUGCGAAGUUACCCGAGUCAAAUACCAGAUGAAUCACUCAAACUCUUCGGCAAUCACACCCCGUGUCUGGAACGCCUGUCACUGUCAUGUGCGGGUUGGUUGCCCAGCAAUGCGUUCGCCAAUCUGACAUCCUUGGCUAUCGAGUAUUGCUACGUAACCAAAUCCUGCGCCAAAAUACGCAGCUUGCUCGCUGGAACACUGAACCUAGUCGAUCUCAUCCUACGAGAUGUGGCUGGCAAUAACUUCCCACACGUUCGAGUGGAAAUUGGGGCUGCGAGCAUGAAGUCUGUGUCGCUCGCUCAGUUGCGCCGAUUACUGAUCGAGGAUAUGCGGACCGAUGAUAUCGACUAUGUGUUCCGGGAUGCUCGGCUAAACGAAGACCUGUCGGUCUCGAUCAAACAUAGGCCAGGCAGUGAUGAGCAGCGACUUUUAGAAGUGGUAUCCACUUGGUCGUUGAAUGCCCUGAAGCAACCCAAAGAACUGCAUUUCCAGCAGCAUGUCGCCGUCAUUGCUGGAGCCUCUUCUGGUUUCCGUUUUGAGGUCAGGAGAAGCAUGACCCUCGAGGACUGGACCACACUCGACUGGCCACGGAUUCUUCCCCUUUCCAGCAUCUCUCACCUAUGCGUGUUUCAGGAUGCACGCAGGCUACCCGGUCUUGAACGUGUCUACAAUCUUUUUGGGAAGAUGACCGUGCUUCAGACACUGUCUGUCAACAUUGAUGGCCUGACGGAGAUCGUCGAUGCACUCACAUCCUUCCGAGACCCAAUCGACCCACCUCUCUGUCCCACACUGACCACGCUACGUAUUGUCAUCUGGAAAGAUAGUGAUUGUGACAUCAUCCUGGACUCGGUCCUCCCGCACCGUGCGCAGCUUGGCGUCAAGCACCUUUAUAUUGGGCUGAUCGAUCCUCAGCUUAGUGAAGACUGGAGACCUCGUCAAGUUGUGGAGGACCAAUUUCAUGGCAAAUUCGAGUCGGUGAAUUUCGAAAUGCUGUUGUCUGGUAAUGAAUACGGCAUUACUUUGCCGCCAGUUUGCGAUGAGGAGGCGCAUGCUUUGUGGACGCCCUGGCUUUAG
Laetiporus sulphureus 93-53 is the source of this 1674-nucleotide messenger RNA. RefSeq lists its product as uncharacterized. NCBI's taxonomy places the organism in Eukaryota, Fungi, Basidiomycota, Agaricomycetes, Polyporales, Laetiporaceae. Bases 1 to 1674 code for a protein of 557 amino acids. The record is from RefSeq and is a predicted model, not a curated record. The transcript is spliced from 3 exons.